CCAUGGAUGGGCUUCUUCAACAACACACCAUGUGGUGUAUAUUGAGUCCCUUUACUUACUAUAAAUAUCUACCCCCAACUACUACUUUAUCCAUUGCCCAAAAAAAAAAGAUCAUUCUUUAUCUGAAAUUCAAUUCAGAGAGAGGAAAAAAAAAUGGAAGCUUGUUUAUUCACAACCAAUUCCUUCACCAAAACCCUAGAAUUACCCCCUUCAAUCAGGCCCAAAAUUCUCAAUUUCUCCAAGAAAAUUUCUACUCCAAUUCAUUACAGGAAACUUGGAAAUCAGAAUUCCAAUUCCAUAUCAUGUUGCUUAUCGGGAUCGUAUCCACCGUCCGAUGAUGAUAAGAAGCCGAUGAUCGAUCCCGAUUGGAGAUCAUUUAGAGCGAAACUGGUCGCCGGAGAACAAGUUGUUAGGCCUCAACAAGCAGAGGAAGCUUCCUCGUCCGUCGAUCUCGACGCGGUGGUGGAUCCUCCACCGUCGAUCAACAUCGGUGAUAAAUGGGCCCACACUAUUCAUGAGCCCGAAAAGGGUUGCCUACUCAUAGCAACGGAAAAGCUCGAUGGGGUCCACAUCUUUGAGCGUACGGUCAUUUUGCUCUUGGCUACUGGGCCUUUAGGCCCAUCAGGGAUUAUUCUAAACAGGCCUUCUCUUAUGUCCAUUAAGGAGACAAGGUCCACGGCCUUGGAUAUUGCUGGCACGUUCUCUGAUAGGCCUUUGUUCUUUGGUGGGCCUUUAGAGGAAGGCCUGUUUUUGGUAAGCCCACAAGGAAAGGGUGAUGACGUGGUGGGGAAGAGUGGUGUGUUUGAUGAAGUUAUGAAAGGGUUGUAUUAUGGGACGAAAGAGACUGUGGGUUGUGCCUCUGAAAUGGUCAAGAGGGAUAUGGUUGGGCUUGAGGAAUUUAGAUUUUUUGAUGGGUACUGUGGUUGGGAGAAAGAGCAAUUGAGAGAUGAAAUUAAAGCUGGUUAUUGGACUGUGGCUGCUUGUAGCCCAAAUGUUGUUGGGCUUGCGAGUGUUGGAAGUGUUGGGCUUUGGGAAGAAGUUCUUGGGCUUAUGGGCCCUAGGAAAGUUUGGUGAGUUGGAGAUAUGAGUGAGUAGUGUGGAUGAUGUUAACUAGGACCCAUAUGGUAUAAUGUAUAAUAGUAUUAUUACUUUGUUUUUGUUGUUAAAAGAUAUAAUUUAAUGGCCUCUAUUUAAGUGCA
This is a messenger RNA of Cannabis sativa, 1199 nucleotides long. RefSeq lists its product as uncharacterized. The coding region runs from base 154 to 1074 and encodes 306 amino acids. Lineage: Eukaryota; Viridiplantae; Streptophyta; Magnoliopsida; Rosales; Cannabaceae. The transcript is spliced from 2 exons. The record is from RefSeq and is a predicted model, not a curated record.